Molecule: messenger RNA, 2295 nt
Organism: Cotesia congregata
Lineage: Eukaryota; Metazoa; Arthropoda; Insecta; Hymenoptera; Braconidae
Source: the annotation of a GenBank genome assembly
AUGGAUCGUUGGGUAGGAAAGUCUGCUAUUGUCACCGGAGUUAGCUCCGGAAUCGGAGAAAUUAUCGUUGAAAAAUUAGUUUAUGCUGGUGUUAACGUUUUGGGGCUAGCUCGUCGCGAAGACAGGCUCCAAGCAUUAGCUCAACGUUUCAAAGGUGCCAAAGGAAAGUUCCAUUAUCUUAAAUGUGAUCUUCGCAACGAGCAGGACAUUCUGAAGGCCUUUGCUUGCGCCGAAAAAACUUUUGGUUGCCUUGACAUUUUGGUAAACAAUGCUGGAGUAUUUUUCAUUGCUCCUUUUGAUGCUGCAAAAACUGAAGACUAUCGAUCACUUAUGGACAUAAAUGUCCUCGCUCCGGCUAUUUGCAUUCGCGAAGCUCUCAAAUUGAUGCGUAAACACAAAAAUGAUGGUCAUAUUAUUAACAUCAACAGUGUUGCUGGUCAUAAUGCGGUAAUAUCAGAGGUGCCUAUGAAUUUAUAUCCGGCGAGUAAAUUUGCUUUGCGAGCAAUGACAGAAACAUUGAAGAGAGAGAUUAAAUUGAAACAAGAUAAAAUUCGAGUUACUGGAAUACACCCAGGAUUAGUUAAAACGGAAAUAUUAAAUGCAUUUGGUGACAAAACCAAUGAAUUAUUAGAUAAAAUGCCGUACAUGGAAAGCAAAGACGUUGCUGAUUGUGUUAUAUUUGCACUUUCAAUGCCGCAAAAUGUUCAGAUCGACGAGCUUACUUGCACCGCAAUUGCAACCAUGAGUGACUGGUUUCUUCCUUAUUUCUUCAUUGCGCUGGUAAGUGAUCCGCUGAUCACCAGAUCCGAGUAUUUUUUUAUAUUCCGGAGUCUGGAGGAAAAACAACAAGAUCUUGUAACAAAAGAGAUCUCUGAAAUAACUGCUGGAGUAAGAUGUCGAGUAGUACGACCAGAAGCGACGCGGUGUACUAUUGACAGCUUGAAUAUUCACACGAAGAUGAACAAUCAUGAACAUUCAGAAAAAAUCCAAGUUGAUUGUGAUGAAGUAAAAUUUUGUGAACCCUUUGAAAUAAUAUUCAAUUCUACGGGAGUCGAGUCGCUUUUGAUGAGUGAUGAGCUCAAGAAUUCUCAGAUAUCCACCGUUUCGGAUAUCGCGAAUCUCAUGAAUGUACAGUGGGUAAAAGCAAUCUCCAAAAAACAAGACGUAAUACAAGAAAGUACAAUCCAUGGGGAAUGCAUUUCUGCAAUAUCUUUUAAAGAAUUGAAUGAAGGUAGAUUGAAGGGCAGACUCUUCCCUCCUGAAAUAACCCUCAAGUACAAUUCUUCUAUAAAUAUCGUUAACGUUUAUUUAAAAUCGAGGGAUGUUAAGUCAUGCUCAAGAGGUAGAGUUACAAUUUCAGAAAAUAUCUUUUCUUCAUUGAAAAAUUUCGAACAUCGUACUGUAAUUUCCCCGGAUUUAAUUGAUUCUGCUAUAAAGAAGGAAAUUAUUUUCACCACCGAUGGAGGUAAAAUUAAUAUUGAGCGCUUAAAUCAUCUAUAUGUAAAGAAAGUUCGGCUAAUUACUGAUACUGAACUACCAGCAAUUAUCAAUCCUGUUUCUCGCUGGUUGGGAAAACUCGCGGUUGUCACUGGAGCCAGCUCUGGAAUAGGCGAAGCUAUUUCCAAAGUACUUGUUGCUAAUGGGCUGAACGUUCUGGGUCUAGCUCGUCGCGAAGACAAGCUCAAGGAGUUGACAGAGCUUAAUAAUUCAUCCACGGGCAAGUUUCACUUUAUGAAAUGUGAUUUGUAUAACGAAAGCGACAUUUUGAAGGCCUUUAAUUUUGCCGAGAGUAAUUUCGGCGGGGUCCAUGUUCUUGUUAACAAUGCGGGAACUAUUAGAUCCAGCACACUCGCAGCUGUAAAGACGUCAGAUAUUCGCGAAGUUGUCAAUUUGAAUCUAAUUGCUCCUGCAAUUUGCAUCAGAGAAGCUCUUAAGUCGAUGCGUAAUCACAAAAAUGAAGCUCACAUUUUCAAUAUUAAUAGUAUUUAUGGUAUCAAUGCAACAUACCCGCCAUUGCCGAUUAAUUUAUAUCCAGGGAGUAAAUUUGGAAUGAGAGCUGUCACUGAUAUUCUUAAAUUGGAAAUUCGUCAGAAUAAAGAUAAUAUUCGUGUUACAGGUCUCUACCCAGGAUUGGUAAAAACUGAAAUUAUUUCACUUGGCGGAUUCAAUCCGGACAUGUACAAAAUUCUCCCGUACUUGGAGCCAAAAGAUUUGGCUGACUGUUUGGUAUUUGCUCUAUCUGCACCCCCGCAUGUCCAAGUUGACGACUUGGUGAUUAAUCCAGUGAAACGUUAA